UUCCACUUCCCAGCUCCUCCAGGCUGAGAGGCAACUCCCGAAAUAGCGCUGCUUGCUGGGAAGACGGCAUGCAGGGGGGGAAAAUGGCUGAAUUGGUCUCACCGAUUACUCGACAGGUUUCUACGGAAAAGUGGAAAGCUGAAACCCUAACUGUUGAUAUCAACCUUAAAGAUGUCGAGGACUGUCUGAUUUACGACCGCCGUGGAGUCCCUUUCCCUUUCAAGAGUUUAUAUCAACACAGCAAAUCGGUCAUCAUUUUCGUCCGGAAUUUCUUGUGCUACAGCUGCAAGGAGUAUGUUGAUGAUUUAAGCAAAGUGCCAAGAGGAGCUCUGGAGGAGGCUGGAAUAAGACUGGUUGUUAUAGGUCAGUCUACUCAUCAACAUAUAGAGCCUUUCUGCUUGCUGACGGGCUAUUCUCAUGAAAUAUAUGUGGAUCCAAAAAGGUCCAUUUACCUAAAGCUUGGGAUGAAAAGAGAGGAGACAUUCACAGACUCUGCACUGCCCAGUCCUCAUGUGAAGUCUGGUUUAUUUAUGGGCCAAAUAAAGAGCAUCUGGAGGGCUAUGACCAGCCCUGCCUUUGAUUUUCAAGGUAAUUUGCAUCAGCAAGGUGGAGCCAUCAUUGCAGGACCAGACUCUCAAGUUCAUUUUUGUCAUUUUGAUAUGAACCGACUGGAUCACAUGCCCAUCACCUGGCUCCUCCAACUAGCUGGAGUUCAACAGAGCCUGGACUUCAGUCCUAAACCAAAAAUUAUCCAUGUGUAGCAUUAAUUAAUUUGGGAUUGGUCAUUCCCUUUAAGCUGAUGGAAGUCAGUUGCAAACUUCAUUUAUUCCUGUUUAGGAUGUAAAUUUAGGUUCCUGUGCGGUUUUUUUUAUUUUUAUUUUUUUUAUCUAAAACCUUAGAACCAGUGUUACUUUCCUGUCUGUCAAAGGUCAGUAGUUAAUAUUGUAAUCUAGUGUCACUCAUCAGGAUAUGAAUACAAACUACAGUAGAAGUGGCAUGUUUUAUUUACAUAAAUUGGGAAAGUUUCCAGAACUAUGGAAAUGAGUUCAAUGUUCAAAUUUUAAAACUACAUGUUUAAAAUGUGAAACGACGACCAAACAUUAGGGAAAAUGAGAUGGUGAUAACUAGUUCUGCCGAUCUGCAUAAGUUAUAGACCUGAAGAUGGAACUGAAUAUGCCAAAUAUUUCAUUUUUGUUUUACGUGCCGUAUUUUCUUGAUCCAGCAUGUUCUCUACGUUUGUAUAGAUUACAUGUAUUCACACAUGUCUUACUUGCUGCCAUCAAAAAGUAGAAUUUUUCUUGUUUUAGUUUUGAAAAGAAAUUGUAUACAGUCCUCGACAAAGUGGCUGCUUUGAACAUUGUGUCACAUUUCAAUUUCAUGCAAUUACGUUUGACCAACUUUAAGUUAUGAAUAAUUGUGAUGCAGGAGAUAAAUUAUGUGUUUUUAAAAUUAUUUUUGCUAAUAAAAAACUGUGAAGUA
Messenger RNA from Poecilia reticulata (guppy), 1479 nucleotides. RefSeq names its product peroxiredoxin like 2C (gene prxl2c). The record is from RefSeq and is a predicted model, not a curated record. Lineage: Eukaryota; Metazoa; Chordata; Actinopteri; Cyprinodontiformes; Poeciliidae.